Molecule: messenger RNA, 3733 nt
Organism: Ananas comosus (pineapple)
Lineage: Eukaryota; Viridiplantae; Streptophyta; Magnoliopsida; Poales; Bromeliaceae
Product: cellulose synthase-like protein D1
Exons: 4
Coding region: 1-3426 (1141 amino acids)
Biological process (GO): cellulose biosynthetic process; plant-type primary cell wall biogenesis
Cellular component (GO): plasma membrane; trans-Golgi network
Molecular function (GO): cellulose synthase (UDP-forming) activity; mannan synthase activity
Source: RefSeq, a predicted model, not a curated record
AUGGGGGGGCAGCAGGACGCGGGGAGCGGAGGGGCACAGCCACAGCCGGGGCCGACGGUGGUGUUCGGGAGGCGGACGGACUCUGGGCGGUUCAUCAGCUACUCACGGGACGACCUGGACAGCGAGAUCAGCAGCAUGGACUUCCAGGACUACCACGUCCACAUCCCGAUGACCCCCGACAACCAGCCCAUGGACGAGCCCAUCGACCCCCGCGGAAUCUCUGCCAAGGUCGAGGAGCAGUACGUCAACAACUCCCUCUUCACCGGCGGAUUCAACACCAUCACCCGCGCGCACCUCAUGGACAAGGUUGUCGAUGCUGGCCAUGUACAAAUGACCGGCGCCGGCGGCCCAAAAGUCUCAACAUGCUCCAUCCAGGGCUGUGAUGCCAAGCUCGUGAAGAACCAACAUGGCAACGAUAUCGUCCCCUGCGAGUGCGACUUCAAGAUUUGCCCUGAGUGCUUCACCGAUGCGGUGAAGAGCGGCGGCGGCCUCUGCCCCGGAUGCAAGGAGCCCUACAAAAUAACAGAAUGGGAGGAGGUGGUUGCCAACUCUAACAGCGAGGCGGCGCAUGCCCUCUCCCUUCCGCCGCCAGGGCCCGGUGGAAAGCUCGAGCGGAGGUUGUCGAUGGUGAAGCAGUCCACAAUGAACUCGCAGUCUGGCGAGUUUGAUCACAACAGGUGGCUGUUUGAGACAAAAGGGACUUAUGGGUAUGGGAAUGCGAUAUGGCCUGACGAGAAUGGCGAAGAUGAUGAUGGGAGUGGAGGGCAUGGGCAUCCCAAGGAGCUCAUGAGCAAGCCGUGGCGGCCGCUGACGCGCAAGUUGAAGAUCCCUGCCGCUGUCAUUAGCCCUUAUAGGCUCCUAGUCUUGGUGCGCAUGGUGGCGCUCGCCUUGUUUCUUGCAUGGCGUAUCACCCACAAGAACGAGGAUGCAGUAUGGCUGUGGGGGAUGUCCAUCAUUUGUGAGCUGUGGUUCGCCUUCUCCUGGCUUCUAGACCAGCUCCCUAAACUCUGCCCUGUGAACCGCGCCACCGACCUCGCCGUCCUCGAAGAGAAAUUUGAAACACCCCAUCCGAACAACCCGACUGGCAAAUCUGAUCUUCCCGGAAUUGAUGUUUUUGUCUCCACGGCUGAUCCAGAAAAAGAACCAGUGCUCGUCACUGCGAAUACAAUUCUUUCCAUUCUGGCGGCCGAUUACCCUGUCGAGAAGCUCUCUUGCUAUGUGUCGGACGAUGGUGGGGCCCUCCUUACCUUUGAGGCCAUGGCUGAAGCCGCGAGCUUUGCUAAUUUGUGGGUGCCCUUCUGCCGAAAGCAUGGCAUCGAGCCCAGAAAUCCUGAGAGUUACUUCAGUUUGAAGAGAGAUCCUUACAAGAAUAAGGUGAAGCCGGAUUUCGUCAAGGACCGGAGGCGCGUCAAGAGAGAGUAUGAUGAAUUCAAAGUCAGGAUAAAUAGUUUGCCGGAUUCUAUCCGCCGGCGGUCCGACGCGUAUCAUGCGCGAGAGGAGAUUCAGGCGAUGAAUAAGCAGCGAGAGAAGGCCGGGAUGGAUGAGCCGCUUGAACUGAUAAAGAUCCCCAAGGCCACAUGGAUGGCGGACGGCACUCACUGGCCUGGCACUUGGCUUCACCCUUCGCAGGAUCAUUCUCGGGGUGAUCAUGCUGGAAUCAUACAGGUAAUGCUGAAACCUCCGAGUGACUCGCCCCUCUACGUGAAUGGCAAUGAGAAAUCCCCGAUCGAGUUCAAAGAUGUGGACGUCCGCCUUCCGAUGCUAGUAUACGUGUCCCGUGAGAAGCGCCCGGGGUACGACCACAACAAGAAGGCUGGUGCCAUGAAUGCCCUCGUUCGCGCUUCUGCCAUCAUGUCCAACGGCCCCUUCAUCCUCAAUCUCGACUGCGAUCACUACGUCUACAAUUCCCAGGCCUUCCGCGAGGGCAUGUGCUUCAUGAUGGAUCGCGGCGGUGACCGCCUCUGCUAUGUCCAGUUCCCCCAACGUUUCGAGGGUAUCGACCCCUCCGACCGUUACGCCAACAACAACACUGUCUUCUUCGACGUCAACAUGCGCGCCCUCGAUGGAUUGCAAGGCCCCGUGUAUGUUGGCACUGGCUGCCUCUUCCGGCGCAUCGCUCUUUACGGGUUUGACCCUCCUCGUGCAAGGGAUCACAGCCCCAGCUGCUGCAGCUGCUGCCUCCCACGGCGCGGCAAGGUAAAAGCUGGAUCCGAGAACUCGGAGGAGACGCGCGCGUUGCGCAUGGGGGAUGCGGACGGUGACGAGGUGAAUCUUUCAUCGUUCCCUAAGAAGUUUGGGAACUCGAGUUUCCUCAUCGACUCCAUUCCUGUCGCGGAAUUCCAAGGCCGCCCGCUAGCCGACCACCCCUCCGUCAAGAACGGGCGACCGCCUGGUGCACUUACCAUUCCGCGUGAGAUCCUCGAUGCAUCUAUCGUUGCUGAAGCCAUAAGCGUGAUCUCGUGCUGGUAUGAAGAGAAGACCGAGUGGGGUCAACGUGUCGGGUGGAUCUAUGGGUCGGUCACAGAGGAUGUGGUUACUGGGUACAGGAUGCACAACCGCGGGUGGAAAUCAGUGUACUGUGUGACCCAGCGCGACGCGUUCCGCGGCACGGCACCAAUUAACCUCACCGACCGGUUACAUCAAGUGCUGCGUUGGGCAACGGGGUCCGUCGAGAUUUUCUUCUCGCGCAACAACGCGCUCUUGGCCAGCUCCAAGAUGAAGCUUUUACAACGUGUCGCGUACCUCAACGUCGGCAUAUACCCGUUCACCUCCAUCUUUCUCAUUGUUUACUGCUUCCUCCCUGCGCUUUCCCUCUUCUCCGGCCAGUUCAUCGUCCAGACGCUGAAUGUCACGUUCCUCACCUACCUUUUGGUCAUCACCUUAACGCUUUGCAUGCUCGCCAUGUUAGAGAUCAAGUGGUCGGGGAUCGAGCUUGAGGAAUGGUGGCGCAACGAGCAGUUCUGGCUGAUCGGUGGGACUAGCGCUCACCUUGCCGCUGUGCUGCAGGGGCUUCUGAAAGUGGUUGCUGGAAUAGAGAUCUCCUUCACCCUCACCUCCAAAUCGGCAGGAGACGACGAGCAGGAUGAUUUCGCUGAGCUGUACAUCGUGAAAUGGACGUCACUGAUGAUACCACCCCUCACCAUCAUCAUGGUGAAUCUCAUUGCCAUAGCCGUUGGAUUCAGCCGCACAAUCUACAGCUCUGUGCCGCAGUGGAGCAAGUUGUUGGGUGGGGUGUUCUUCAGCUUCUGGGUGUUGGCCCAUCUCUACCCCUUUGCAAAGGGGCUUAUGGGCCGGAGAGGAAGGACGCCGACUAUCGUAUACGUGUGGUCCGGGCUCGUCGCCAUUACGAUUUCGCUUCUUUGGGUGGCCAUCAAGCCACCAUCGUCUGCAUCGUCGCAGAUUGGCGGCUCAUUCACAUUCCCUUAAUUCUUUCGUAUUCUAUAUACACAGGCAUAUUUAUUCAUAGCACUUAUCUGAUUGAUGAAUGGGCUACGUUGGACUCUGAAAGAGUUCAGAAGAAGACCCCAACAUUGUUUUAAAUCAUAAGGUGUUUAUUUUGGUAGGUUUCUGGUACCCUUUAUGGGGCCAUACUUCUUCUUUUUUUUUUUUUUUAAAUGUUGUUUUUUGUUCAGAAAUGUUCGUUUAACUGUUUGAAUUGUUUGUUGUAGAAGCAAAGAGAUCUGUGCAUCAAUAGCAACAGUGCCUUUUUUAUGUGAAUGAUACUCAUUUUUUG